Drosophila gunungcola (fruit fly) is the source of this 1386-nucleotide messenger RNA. RefSeq lists its product as uncharacterized. The record is from RefSeq and is a predicted model, not a curated record. Bases 70 to 1386 code for a protein of 438 amino acids. The transcript has a single exon. Lineage: Eukaryota; Metazoa; Arthropoda; Insecta; Diptera; Drosophilidae.
GGCGGGAUCCAACUAGGGAGUGUAUUGUUUAAUUGUUAUUCGCUUGCAAACGGAAUAGGAUAAACAGAAAUGCGGAAGUACCAGCAGCUAGUGCUGCUGCUCAUAUCCUGCCUCAGCGUGGGCAUCCUCCUGAUGUACAAGACCGAGAACAAUCGCCUGAAAUACGUGCUCAAGUACGUGAACUUCUUCGGACGCAACGAUGCCGCCGUUCUCCGGCGUCUGGAGAAUGGAACCAAGGAGGAGGGACCGCAGGCGGUUCUGUGGCGCCCGCUUCCCGUCUGGCAGAUGAUCGGCGACUCCUUCCACGCCUACUCCGCCUACUGGAUGCGCAACGAACUGGUGGCCGGCGGAGAGGCCCACGUCCUGGUCGUCGGCAAAAAAGGAGCCGUGGUGGAUUUCCGAUGCAGCCUCGAGCUUUUGGGCGGGCGCAGUGUGCAGGGAAAGUUUCGCUUCCAGCGGGACUCUAUUGAGAGCCUGGUGGACGACAAGUCCUCCAACUUCACCAGCUAUCACUUCUUCUGCCAGGUGAGCCGAGAUUUCGGUCAGCCUGGUAGUGUCUCUCUCACGGACAUCACAACCACCAAGAGUCCGGUCAAGGUGCGAUUGCGAAACCUGAAACCAACAGACAAGAAAAGCGGUUCCAAAGUGGCAGCAGUUCCCUCUCGACUGCCGGCCACCAUCUGUGUGGAUCUAGUGGGCUUUAAUAUGACGUCCAAGUUCGCGCGAACUGAGAACGCCCUGCUGCAGUUCUUCCUUUUCCACCAGGCCAUAGGAAUCGAGCAUUUUCUGGUCUACAAUUACGAUGAGCUUCCCGAAGAUGUGAUUCACCUGUUGGACCGGACUAACAUUAAUCUUAACGGCUUGCCCUUCAACUUUCCUUUCCGGCAAACAAAUGGCACUCUUUCACGAAUUCGUCAGUUGAUCCACACGGACUGUCUGCUGCGAAAUGUGAACCACGCCAGCUUCACCCUUCUACUCCGUCCCAACGAGCUCUUCUUUCCCAACUCCCGAUUCUCUGUGGAUCAGGCGAAGGGCUCGGUGCAGCAGCAGCUACGACACUUCUCCUCUGAAACCACUCGCUUUGAACUGGCCACUAUGUCCGUGUGCUUCGACGAGCGUAAGAAGCUUUUACCCGACAAUGUUCAGUAUGAUCCGGAGCGAAGAUCUCCGUACAAAACUAUACUGGACCGCCUAGAACUCCCGCCUGCGCAGCUUUUAGCCAGUACGACCGAGGUGGAACUAUCAUUGUCCACCGGGUUCGUGCACCGCUACGUGGACUGCGACCACGUGGGCAGCGAUGGCUUGCACGACUGGCGCAACGCGGUGCGCGAGGACUUCAUGGAGCACAUCAACGCACUGCGCAACGAGGUGGACCUUCUCAUCUAA